GACGUUUCACAUAUUUAUUAUUAUUGGCCCAAUUCGACAUUAGUACAGUUCCUAAUCACAAAAAAAUCGCUAUUGUGUGUAGGGAACCGUAGGCGAAUACAGUAGGCAAAAUGAAAAUUCAAUUGAUAUUUUUAUCGUUUAUAGUUUUGAGUUGUAUACAAUGGUUACCAGCGGAUGGGCAACGAAAAACCGGCUCGCCGCAAACACUCGGCGAACGAGUUCAACUGCUCACGGAUAUGAAUGCCAAACGACCUGUGCUGAAAUUUAAUUUGCAAAAAUUCCGCGAUUUUGUGAGAGCCACACCGAGAAACUAUUCUGUUGUGAUAAUGUUUACAGCUUUAGCACCGGCCCGACAAUGCGCUAUCUGCCGACACGCCCACGAUGAAUACACAAUCUUAGCCAAUUCGUUCCGAUAUUCACAGGCUUAUUCCAACAAUUUAUUCUUUGCCAUGGUCGAUUUCGAUGAAGGUUCCGACGUAUUCCAGAUGCUUCGAUUGAACACCGCACCAGUUUUCAUGCAUUUCCCCGCCAAAGGCAAACCAAAAGCCGCUGAUACCAUGGACAUUCAACGUGCUGGCUACAUGGCUGAAUCACUUGCAAAAUGGAUUCAAGAACGUACCGAUGUUCAAAUCCGUGUAUUCCGACCACCAAACUACUCCGGUACCAUUGCUAUUCUCAUGCUUGCCUCAUUGGUUGGCGGUUUCUUGUACAUGCGACGCAACAACUUGGAGUUUUUGUUCAACAAGCGAAUGUGGGGCGUUUUGGCGCUUACCUUUUGCUUUGCUAUGAUCUCAGGUCAAAUGUGGAACCAUAUCCGUGGUCCACCGCUCAUGCACAGAGGCGCCAACGGUGGCAUCGCCUACAUUCAUGGAUCAUCACAAGCGCAAUUGGUCAUUGAAACAUACAUCAUCAUGUUCUUGAAUGCCAUGAUUGUUCUGGGUAUGAUUCUCCUCACCGAAGCUGGUCAGCAAACCGAUCAACGAAAGGGUCGCUUCAUGGCGAUUAUUGGAUUGGUUUUAGUUGCAAUAUUCUUCUCCGUAAUCCUUUCGGUAUUCCGUUCCAAAGCUCAAGGCUAUCCAUAUAGUUUUUUGUUUAAAUAAACGGGUUCACAUAUUAAAUGUCUAUGUUCGAAGCAGGAACUAUUUUUUUUUGCCGUGGUUUUUGUGAUUGUGAAAGACAAACAAAUAAAGAUGAAAAUAAAAUUUUAGAUAAAAUAAAAUAAAAAUGCGAGCAAAAAAUAUUUAAAAAUACAAAACCGAGGAAAUCGAUAGUCGAUUGCAAUUUAGUUCCGGGCGUUAAGAACAACGCGUUCACCGUUUGAAUGUGUGUGCAUGUGCGCAAUGUGUGUGUGUGUGUGUUUUUUUUUCUUUGAACAUAAUUUACGUAAUUGUUAUUUAAUUUAAUUUCAACACACAAUAAAAACAAUGAAAAAUAAAAUCAAGACGAAGAAGAGAGAAAAAAAUCGAAAACCAUAA
Sitodiplosis mosellana (orange wheat blossom midge) is the source of this 1475-nucleotide messenger RNA. RefSeq names its product tumor suppressor candidate 3 (gene Ostgamma). Gene Ontology annotation, cellular component: oligosaccharyltransferase complex. Bases 111 to 1100 code for a protein of 329 amino acids. The transcript has 5 exons. Lineage: Eukaryota; Metazoa; Arthropoda; Insecta; Diptera; Cecidomyiidae. The record is from RefSeq and is a predicted model, not a curated record.